Molecule: messenger RNA, 2247 nt
Organism: Mercenaria mercenaria
Lineage: Eukaryota; Metazoa; Mollusca; Bivalvia; Venerida; Veneridae
Product: peptidoglycan recognition protein 3-like
Exons: 6
Coding region: 210-1478 (422 amino acids)
Biological process (GO): peptidoglycan catabolic process
Molecular function (GO): zinc ion binding; N-acetylmuramoyl-L-alanine amidase activity
Source: RefSeq, a predicted model, not a curated record
GACAUAUACCUAAUUUAGACACAUUUUACGCGAAAACACGACUUUUAAUCAUACUAUGCAUUUGUGUGUUCGAAGAGAAAGUGUCACCUUGAUAAUUUGGCGAAUUGUUUUCUUUAGACCCAUGGAUAUAUAAUUAUAUUUGAAGAGUAUCUUUCAGAGGUUCAAAUGUACAUUAGAAUCACCACAACCAGUGAGAUAAAAAAAAUCAAAUGUGUGUAGUGAAAAUGACUCCAAUAAGGAUAUUGUGUCUACUUGUAUGUAUUGAACUGACACAUGGAUGCCUUCGUGUUGGUACUGGUAGCGGUGGAGGGGACACUGUGGUAGGAAGCAAUAGUGGAGACAAUGGACAAGACAGUGGUGGUGAAAGCGGAGAAUUAGGUGGUGGAACCAAUGAUGAUGGUGAUGAUAGCAAUAAUGUCGGACUUCCAGGGUGCCCGACUAUAAUUGCCAGGUCUCAAUGGGGAGCACGUUCACCAAAGAGCCAGACCGGGAUGAAAUCCACUCCAUUGUACGCUGUAAUUCACCAUGGUGCCGGGAGUCGUUGUUAUACGGAAGAUAAAUGUAAGAAGACGGUACAAGGAUACCAAAAUUAUCACAUGGAUACUCGAAAAUGGGUUGAUAUCGGUUAUAAUUUUAUUGUCGGUGAGGACGGAAACGUGUACGAGGGAAGAGGUUGGGGUAUAAGAGGUGCCCAUGCCGGAACCGUAGAUUCAAAUGAAAAAAGUCUAGGAAUAUGUGUAAUCGGAGACUUUAGCAGCACCGUCCCAAACUUGAUUGCACAGAACACCGUGAAACAGUUGAUAGCCUGUGCAGAAUCUAACAAGAAAUUGGCAUCUACAUACACUAUACGCGCUCACCGUGACUUAAAGAGCACUUCCUGUCCAGGUGAACGUUUCUACGACCUCAUCAAAACCUGGCACAGAUAUAGCGAAAGUGAUGGCAUUGACGUGGACAGUACAAAUGAUUUGAAAUUUGCUACAUGUCCAACUAUCAUUUCACGAUCAGAAUGGGAUGCACGUGCACCGAGGAGUAGGACACCGAUGAGUUCUACACCAUCGUACGUACUAAUUCAUCACGGUACUGGAGCAGGGUGUGAUACCAAGAGUGCAUGCAUCAGUAAAGUGCAGGCCUAUCAAAAACAACAUAUGGAUACUAACAAUUGGUCUGAUAUUGGUUACAAUUUUAUAGUUGGCGAGGACGGUAACGUGUACGAGGGUAGGGGGUGGGGCAUCACUGGUGCACAUGCUGGAGUCACUCUCUAUAACAAGAAUAGUUUAGGUAUUUGUGUGAUCGGGGACUUCAGCAACACUGUCCCAAACCUUGCUGCGCAGAGCGCCAUAAAACAGUUGAUUUCAUGCGCAGUGGCCAACAACAAACUAACGAGCACGUACAAACUGCGUGGACACCAGGAUGUGAGGAGUACAAAAUGUCCAGGAACAAGUUUCUACAACCUCAUCAAAACAUGGAACAGAUAUUAACUUGUGAAUUUACAGUGUUCUUUUUGGGCCAUCGUUGUUUCGGCUCUUCGGCCUAUGAUAGUACAAGAAGCGACGCUAUCAUUUAUAUUAUACUAGAUUUAUUUUUAUUCUAUUUUGUUGGUUUUAACGUCGAACCGACACAGUUAUAUGUCAUAUGGCGACUUUCCAGCUUUGGCAGUGGAGGAAGACCCCAGGUGCCCCCCUCCGUGCAUUAUUUCAUCACGAGCGGACCUUCCGUAAGCCAGCUGGAUGGCUUCCUCACAUGAAGAAUUCAACGCCCCGAGUGAGGCUCGAACCCACAUCGAUGAAGGGCAAGUGAUUUGAAGUCAGCGAACUUAACCGCGCGGCCGCGGAGGCCACCUAUACUAGAAUUAUAUAGCCAUUAUAAUAAGUAUUACUAUUGUGCGUGUCGUUUUAUCGCAGUCAUUAUGACUUCAGGUCAAAAUUACCAUACUAAAUUUUAACUUCGCGCAUUCACAUCGGGUCAUUGUGCCAUUAGGUUGAUGGGCUGGGGCUGGGAACAAUACCGGCAUUUCGUCUUCGCAUUUUAUUAUCCUACUACCGCAGGGCGAAAUUGUGAAAAAAUGAUGGCCCUGACGAAACAUCGUAUAAAAUAGUCUGAACAAUCUUUCUAUACAUUUUGAUACACGUGCACCGAGCAAAUAUUGGAUACAUAAUUCAACUAUAACAAUGUUCAACUACUUGAAUUAUUUAAUUUAAUAGUGUCAUUAACACUUACUCAAAGCGAAAUUUCAUUUUUAUAAUAAUA